Messenger RNA from Trematomus bernacchii (emerald rockcod), 1898 nucleotides. RefSeq lists its product as uncharacterized. Bases 663 to 1757 code for a protein of 364 amino acids. The transcript is spliced from 7 exons. Lineage: Eukaryota; Metazoa; Chordata; Actinopteri; Perciformes; Nototheniidae. The record is from RefSeq and is a predicted model, not a curated record.
UGACUUUAAAAAAAAUUCAAUCUUACUUUAAUAAUUUAUAUCCCAGUUUUUGUAGUUAUUAGUUUAAUACACUUCACGUUAAUAAAGAACCUGGUGUUAUUGUUGUGUUUAUGAAUCGGUCAAUGUUCAGCGAUCCAGAAUCAGAAAAACAAAGUUAACUAACAAUAAUUAUCAGGUAUUUGAAAUGUGGUUUUUUACAUGUAUUUAUCUGGUCUGAUUUAUUAUUCAUAAACAAAAACACCAAGCCGGAAGCUGACAGAUAAUACAAAAAUAAAUGCCAGUCAAUUUAACAAAAAUUAUAAGAAAUAAAUAUUUCCAUCAUAAUCUUUACUCCUGUUUAUUUAAUAAUUUAUUUAAAAUGUAUUUAUUUGAUAUAAGACACACUUUUAUAAUAUGUUAAUGAGAUCCUGUUCUCAAUAAAUGAAAGGUUUAUUUUGGGCCAAUCCAUUCUUCACUGGAGGGGGGACUGACUGGAUGUCAUGAGGAGAAUAUAACCACCCCCCCCCCCCUCCCUUAUAUAUUUGUACUAUUCCAAAUUGACAGCAAUUCAAGAUUUCAGUUGGUACGGUCCAAACAAAUUCAGACUUCCCGCUCCUCUGACUUCCUCUUUAUAAAUCUGAUCAAGUGUGAAAACCCGGGCUGAGGUUGAAGGAAGAGACGCAAUGGACCUGAAGGCGUUGGAGACAAAGUGGAGGACGGCGCUGAGCUCCAUCCUGGACCAGCUGACGGCCGACGAGUUCCGGAAACUUCUGUUUAACCUGGAGAAGAUCCCUCAGGGGUUGAAGGAGGGGCGGGUGCGGGGCGACAUGCCCAGCGUCAUCAUCCAGCACUACAGCACCGAGGGAUCCAUCACACUCAUGGACCGCCUGAUGAAGGACCUUCCCCGGCUGGACGCCGCUGUGCAGCAGCCGCUCAGAGGCAUGAAGGACGAGUUGAAGAAACUUCGGCAGAAAAAAAAAGCCGCGACGAGCAAACCAGCUGACUCAGGAGCAGUGCCCAAGAAGAAGGAACCUGCAGCUGAGGUUUCCGGCGGUAGCGAAACCCAGAGCCUGGAUGACUCCAUCGAGAAACUCAUCCUCGCCGUGAAACUUCUGGCUCCACAGGAGAAAUCCAUCUUUGAUCUAAAAUCCAGUGGAAUUCUUGAGACGGAAGCAAUUGUUGGGAAAGUUGUUAAAAAAUCCGAGCUGGUUUAUCCUGAGAGUCCACUUACCUCCGUUAAAGACAUCAAAUCAUCUCCUCUCAAGACAUACGUGAGCGUCGAAGGAACAGUCACCCAGAUUGAUCCCAUCAAAAAAGUGAAGGUGCAACACGAGGAGAAGAAGACGAAAAGGUUCAAACUGAAACAGGAAGCUGAGGAAAUCAGCGUCACCCUGUGGGACGAAGCCAUCAAGCAGAGCAAAGACCUUUCAGUCGGAGACGUCCUUCUUCUGAACAACAUGAAGCGCAAGGUGUACUUAAGGGAAGUGUAUCUCAACUCAACUCAGUUCACCAAAAUCACCAAGGAUCAGAGUGCUGCUCCUGUGCAUAUCAGGAAGAUUAAAGUAAUCACAUUACUCCGCACCACCAAAAGAAACGCUCACCUGCAGGUGCAGUUUGAGGGUCGUUUUCAGGAAGUUUACGGAAAGACUCAAGUCCUUUCUGAGGGAAUGGGCUUCAGAACCAUGGAGGAAUUCAACAAAGGCUUUUUCCACAUGCUGCCUCUCACUGUGAUGGCGAACAUGCAAGGAAAGAGGAUUCUGGAAAUGAGAAUGAUCUGACACGUCAUUUAUUUUCGGAAACGCUGUUUGCUUUGAGUCAUGUUGAGGAGUUUCAAUCCUUUCCAAUCUCAUGUUUUACUAAUAAAGAGAUUCUGUUAAUCCUGUGCUUCAAUAAAUUGGUCCUUUUAUUUGCAAUUGGUG